GGGCACCUGGUUUUUUUCGCUCUGGAGAUGGUUCUUAACCACAGGCCACACACACUUCACAGCCUCAUCUGGGCUUCGGGAGCCCCAGAGGGCACAGCUCUGGGCAGGAGACACAGCAGGUGGGCCCCUCCCUUGGCAGGGCGGGCUCGAAUCAGGCAGGGUGCUCCUAGCCUUGUCACCGGACACCGAAGGGCGUCACGGGCAGUGGCUGGCGGUGUCCUUCUGAGCUAAGCUGGGUCCUGACCUUUCACACUUCCCUCCUAACUUCCAUGGCUCUGUCACCGCCUUACGGAGGGGCUGAAGCCACAGACACAGCAAGGUUGGGGUCCGGCACCGGAAGUAUCCAGUGGUAGACGGCGGAACCCUUAAGAAACGGACGCCUUCAUGCGGGCGGCUGGAGAAGCGGACGCUGGGCACUGCAGCAACCACGCUUCGGCUGACACCAGGGAGGAAGCACGCCUGGAGCGGAUCCGAAACUACUGAGAGGGGCCAGGGCUGGCCGUGAGCGCAGGCCGAUCCUUACAUUCGAGGCCGGCCCAGCUCUGUAGCUUCCUCCUCUGGGCCUCUCACCCGCGCAGGACAUCGGUGGGAGCGCGCACGUGGCGGGGCGGGGGGCCGCGGGCCCGAGCCCGGACUGGCCACCGGGGGCGCCCGCGAGCUGACGCUCUGGCCCGUUGCGGUCUCUGUGGCCCGCGCGACCUUCCGGCCCUGGAGCCGGUGGCCGCGGGGCUCCAGCGACGCCGUGUGGUCCGUGCUCCGCUCUGUGGCUCCAGGGGGCCGAGAAACUGCUGAGAGUCCGGCCCGGCCGGCAGUGCUGGGCGCGGGCCGAGGGCCCCGGGAGGCAGCGGCCCCGCCCUCUUUACCUGCGGCCUCGCAGAGCAUGCUGGGAGCCGCGGGACGCAGUGGCCCCGCUCCCCUCACCGGCGGUAUCGCAGAGCAUGGUGGGAGCCCCGGGAGGCAGUGGCCCCGCCCCCUUCCCUGCGGCCGCGCAGAGCAUGCCGGGAGCCGCCGGCCGCCGGCCGCUGGUGUGCGGACCGCUCGCCCCCGUUUGGACCCGACUUCGGUUCUUCUGGGGUGUUGAUGCUCCUAAAGCCCGAGAGCACGUGUCCAGACCCUAGCCUGUACGACGCUGACUCUGCCCGGUCCCAGAACCAAAGCCAUGCCGGGGUGUGGCCUCUGACCCCACGCGGAGGGGACCUCGCCUUGCGGGACCCCACCUGGAACCCGACCUCCCAGCCUCGCAGCCGGCCUGAGCCGCCAUGCGCGGGAAGUUGCUGCCGCUGGCCGGCCUCUACCUGGUGCAGGGCCUGCCCUACGGGCUCCAGUCCGGCCUCCUGCCCGUGCUGCUGCGUGCCGGCGGCCUCUCGCUGACGCGCGUGGGGCUGGCCAAGGUUCUGUACGCUCCGUGGCUGCUCAAGCUGGCUUGGGCCCCGCUGGUGGACGCGCAGGGCUUGGCGAGGGCCUGGGUGACGCGCAGCACGGCGGGCCUGGGCCUGGUGUGUGGGCUGCUUGCCGGGCUGCCCCCUCCUGGAGCUGGCCAGGCCGGGCUGCCCGCCGCUGUGGCGGGGUUGCUGCUGUUGUUGAACCUGGGUGCCGCCAUGCAGGAUGUGGCCCUGGACGCGCUGGCUGUGCAGCUGCUGGAGCCGGCCGAGCUGGGGCCGGGCAACACCGUGCAGGUGGUCGCGUACAAGCUGGGGGCCGCGCUAGCUGGGGGCGCGCUGCUGGCGCUGCUGCCCACCUUCUCGUGGCCGCAACUCUUUCUGCUCCUGGCUGCCACCUACUGGCUGGCCGCGGCCCUGGCCUGGGCUGCACCAGCCCUGCGGCGGCUCCCACAGCAGCCCCCUUCCGAGCAGCGUCCCCACACCGCGCACCUUCUGCGGGACGUACUAGCCGUGCCGGGGACCGUGUGGACGGCAGGCUUUGUGCUCACCUACAAGCUGGGUGAGCAGGGUGCCAGCAGCCUGUUUCCUCUUCUCCUGCUGGACCACGGCGUUUCUGCUCCCGAGUUGGGACUGUGGAAUGGUGUGGGUGCUGUGGUCUGCUCCAUCGCUGGCUCCUCCCUGGGUGGGACCUUGCUGGCCAAGCACUGGAAACUGCUGCCUCUGUUGAGGUCGGUGCUGCGCUUCCGCCUCAGGGGCCUAGCCUGCCAGACUGCCUUGGUCUUCCACCUGGACACCCUGGGGGCCAGCAUGGACGCUGGCACAAUCUUGAGAGGGUCAGCCUUGCUGAGCCUAUGUCUGCAGCACUUCUUGGGAGGCCUGGUCACCACAGUCACCUUCACUGGGAUGAUGCGCUGCAGCCAGCUGGCCCCCAGGGCCCUGCAGGCCACACACUACAGCCUUCUGGCCACGCUGGAGCUGCUGGGGAAGCUGCUGCUGGGCACGUUGGCCGGAGGCCUGGCUGAUGGGUUGGGGCCACAUCCCUGCUUCUUGCUCCUGCUCAUCCUCUCUGCCUUGCCCGUUCUGUACCUGGACUUAGCACCCAGCACCUUUCUCUGAGCUGAGUGGCUGGAGUGGUCAAUAAAGCCACAUGUGCCUGUG
This is a messenger RNA of Pan troglodytes (chimpanzee), 2540 nucleotides long. It is a transcript of the gene SLC33A2, whose product is annotated as major facilitator superfamily domain containing 3. Gene Ontology annotation, molecular function: acetyl-CoA transmembrane transporter activity. Gene Ontology annotation, biological process: acetyl-CoA transmembrane transport. The record is from RefSeq and is a predicted model, not a curated record. NCBI's taxonomy places the organism in Eukaryota, Metazoa, Chordata, Mammalia, Primates, Hominidae. The coding region runs from base 1260 to 2498 and encodes 412 amino acids. Gene Ontology annotation, cellular component: membrane. The transcript has 5 exons.